Messenger RNA from Symbiodinium necroappetens, 2680 nucleotides. The record is from the annotation of a GenBank genome assembly. Lineage: Eukaryota; Dinophyceae; Suessiales; Symbiodiniaceae.
GCUUGCAGGCCAUCCCCGCACGGCCCCAGCGCAAUACUGCGGGAUCGGGAUUGAGCGCGGGGCCUCGGCAACAGCUCCCAAAGCCAAGACCUUCGCGGCUGUCUUGGGGCUCUGUGGCCUUGGCUUCCACCUCCUCGAUAAUCGGGGCUGCCAUACGCCGGCGCAAGGCCCGGACACCUAUGCGCCAAAGCGAUGUGGCAAAGGAGGGCCAGCAGCCGUAUUCUCAGCUUGUUGCGGAAGACCGCAUGAUCACUAUUCAGGAGUCCCAGAUUCGAUAUGCCGGGGCAGCCAUUAUUGCGCUUGUCGGGGUGUACAAGUACAUGGGCAUGGUCGCUGCUGGAAGCUUCGACUAUUCCGCGGUCGCCGCCAAUGUGCCCGUCUCACUGUCCGAACUCUGCUGGUUCCACGUUUCCACACCAUGCGCCGUCUCUGCAGUUGUGGGAGGCUGUGUUCUCGGACUUCGCUGGAGUCUUGACAAGCCCUUCUCAAUGACUGAGCCACCUGCCGAGUACAAGGGCUUCCUGACCAAGAGUCGUGGCAGCAAUUCGGGCAAGACCGGCGUGGAUGGCACUGACAGUUCCACCAGAUCCAGAGAAGGAGUCAACCAGACAUGGCCAGAACAGAGCGUGGAGUGGUGGCUCAUCGAGGCUCUAACUGCGUCUGGCAAGAGCAAGCCUGUGGCUGUUCUUCUGGGCCUCUUGAAGGUGGUGCAGCUGAUGGUGCGCGCACUUGGAAUGACCCACUUGCCUCAUGCAUGGCACUCUGCCAUGGAUGCGGCAGAACGCACAGGUUGUGCAGCCGGUAUCACCAAACUCUUCGAAGCUUGGUGGCCUGGUCGUCCUGCAGCGCGCCAUUCGCCUGAGGAGCUUCCGCAAGUUUGCAAGUUUGCUUCCUUGUGCGAUGCCAGACCCGUGGCCAAUGCAACGAAGCUGAAGGAUGACGCGCGUCUUGAUCCCUGCAAGCAGGUGUUGCCGAACAGCAGCAGGCUACUAAAUGCGGAAAACUUUGCAGCCGGCGAUUUUGUCGUGCUUGGAAGCGAUGUACAUCCAGAAUUUCGAGGUGCUGCAGCGGUUGUCCUCGAUGUCACGCCAAUUGACUGCAAGGUGGCCGUGUUGGAUCCGUCGCGAACUUUCAAGAUCGGGGAGUGCCACGCGGCAUUCCGCGCUUUGCGUACGAUUCACAGAGAUUGGCGCGUGGGAACUCGCCAUAUCAUUGGAGGCCUGCAGAGCAGCAAGAUGCAGCAUCUUAACGGCUUGACUGCCACGGUUCGGGAACAUCGUCGAUAUGGUCAUCCAUGCUUCUUACCAAAGCCGGAGGGAGACAGCAAGCUGAGGCUCUGCGUGAGAUGGGAGAAAACGGCCGAGACCAGCGCAGGUGCUUCAGGAGCCUUGCUUCUGGAGCCACGCUUUCUGGCUUUGUAUCUCAAGAACCUACAAGACAGCACCCGAUGCCACGAUACCAUACUUAGUGAGCGUGUUCCAGAAGACGGCGCACCCUCUCGCACUCUGCUCACAUCGAAACGGUGUGCGUGUCCCCCAGCAUCCUUUGAGGGAAAGGCCCGGCUGGAGCUGUCUUCCAGUCUGCAAGCAAUUGAAGAGAUGGAACCCACAUCGAACCACAAGUCGAAGGUCGAAGGUCCAGUGCCAUGCCGGCCAAUUCCAACUUGCACUGGCGGCUUCCUGGCAAUGCUGUCCUGGCUUGUCGGGGCGCACACGCGACACGUGGAGGAGGAGUUUCCGACAGUAAUCCGCUUGUCAUCUGUCUUGGCAGCCACUGAUCCACUGCCUCGCGAGCGGCUGUCAUGGCUGCUGCCUAUAGCCGAGAUGAGUACAGGUGCAGAUGAAGCAGAUUCUGAACUCGUGUCUGAGCUCACCGGCAGCGUUCAACCAUUUCAUGAGCUGGAGCCAGGCGAUCUUGUGAUGCUGGACUGCUCUCAAUCGUCGAAGUUCAGUUUGUGCCCAGCAGUGGUCACAGGUGUCGACAUACCAAAUUGCACGCUCGCGGUUCUGGACGACUCAAGAAGCAUUUUUGUCCGUGAGUGUCGAGCAAACCUUGGAGAAGUCAUUCCAGUACACUCCGAGUGGCGACUGGGCACACAUGUUGUUCUGGGCGGCCUGCAGAGCAGCCACAUGAUACACCUCAAUGGUUUGUCUGCUGUGAUUUGUCCUCACAGACGCCACGGCCACCCUUGUUUUAUUCAGAAGCCUAGUGUCCCCAACACUGGCGACUGGCUGACGCUUUGCAUCCGGUUUGAUAACCCCGACAAAUCCUCUAUGCAUGCGGUGCUGCUGGAGCCGCGAUUUUUGUCACCGUUGGAUGGCCGAUCCCUCCCGUCUCCCAGGACCUCGGAAUGUUUCACGCCUCCGAGGUCCGGGAUGUCAAUUGCAGCGCUACAAAGAUCGACCUCGUGGGCGGUUUAUGCGCGACAGAACUCUUUGUCAUCUCAGAGCUCGUACAGCAAGCAGCUUUCCGGUGCCUCUCAAGGCAGCCACAACUGCAGGCUACCGUUGCAAAAGUCGAUGAGCCUUCAAAGUCAGAAGCUCCAGAAGCAGCCGACGGUUCCGUCUCGAAGUCAGUCCUCCUCGACUGUGACGGGCAGCGCCAUGAGUCAAGCUUCAUCACCAUCGGCAACAUCAGGUGGCUCCAGGGCAAGCCUGCGAGAGAGGAUGCCAGAGGCUGA